This is a messenger RNA of Aspergillus heteromorphus CBS 117.55, 1957 nucleotides long. RefSeq names its product MFS transporter. The coding region runs from base 27 to 1721 and encodes 564 amino acids. The record is from RefSeq and is a predicted model, not a curated record. The transcript has 2 exons. Gene Ontology annotation, molecular function: transmembrane transporter activity. Gene Ontology annotation, biological process: transmembrane transport. NCBI's taxonomy places the organism in Eukaryota, Fungi, Ascomycota, Eurotiomycetes, Eurotiales, Aspergillaceae.
CUUCUGUGCACCCACUGACUCCCCCCAUGCAGGCCUAUCUUCAAUACCGCCGCAUCGGCCACGCGGUGCGCCGACAGCUGGAAGAAUACCCCGAGUUCUCCCGGCCGGAAGCCACAAAAGAUGACCUCCCCGGGGAGACCAGCGACAAGGACUCGCAGCACCGUCGUCCCAGCCCGCUGCUGCCGGGCGUGCAGCUGAAGGACGUCGUCGACGACGAUGGCACGUCCUCGUCCGUCCUCCUGGUCGACUGGGAACACGACCACGACCCCAUGAACCCUCGCAACUACUCCCGGACAACCCGCAUCUGCGCGACCCUCAUCGUCUCAGCUCUCGGCUUCGCCGUCGGUGCCGCCUCGUCCAUCGAAUCCGGCGUCCUCCCCCAAAACGCAGCCGCCUUCCACGUCAGCGAUGUAGUCGCCUCUCUCGCAACGGGCACAUACCUGCUCGGCUUCGCCGCCGGGUCUCUCGUCUCCGGUCCGCUCUCCGAAAUCCUCGGCCGAAACGCCGUCUACAUGGGCUCUCUCACGCUGUUCAUGAUCUUCGUGAUGGCAUCCGGUCUCGCGCCCAACAUCGGCGCGCAGCUCGCCUUUCGCUUCCUGGCGGGCAUCUUCGGCUGUCCGCCGUUGACCUGCGCGGGUGGCACCAUCGCCGAUCUGUGGAACCCGCUCGAGAAGACGCUCUUCUUCCCGCUCUACGCGGUGCUUUCUUUCGGCGGCCCCGUCCUGGGCCCCGUCAUCGCAUCUUACAUGGGAGAAGGAACCCUUUCCUGGCGCUGGACUAACUGGAUUAUCCUGAUCCUCGCGGGUCUCAUCUUCGCCCUGAUUGUUUUCCUACAGCCAGAGACCUACGGCCCGCUGCUCCUGAAAUGGAAGGCCCACCACCUCCGCCACAUCACCGGCGACGACCGCUACCGAUCCCCCAUGGACUUGCAGAAGACGGCGCUGUUCUCGCGCAUCGGAACCGCCUGCAUGCGCCAGUUCGCGCUCACCAUCUCCGAGCCCAUCAUCCUGCUGAUCGCCCUCUACAUGACCGUCAUCUACAUCGUGCUGUUCACCUUCUUCGAUGGUUACACAUACAUCUUCAGCGACGUGCACGGCCUCUCGCAGGGACUGACCAACAUCGUCUGGGUAGCCAUGUACGUGGGUAUUUCACUCGCGGGGCUGUUCGUCCCGGUGGUUUAUAUCUGGACGAAGCGAGAAUUCAAAGACGCUGCGGCGUCAGCUGCCGUCUCGCGAGCCCCCAGCUCGGAGAUGGUCGCUGAGGCAGACGUGGACCCGAAUGCAAACGCUCCCGAGAAAGAGGCUCACCUGCAUAUCGCUCGUCCAGAAAACCGUCUCUGGUUCGCCAUGCUAGGUGCUCCGGGGAUCCCGAUCGGGUUAUUCUGGAUGGGUUGGACGGAUUAUUCCUCCAUAUCCAUCUGGUCCCCCAUAUUGGCAAGCACGCUCUUCGGCUUCGGCACCAUCUGCGUCUUCAUCUCCUCGUACAUGUACGUCAUCGACGCCUACGACAUCUACGCCGCCUCCGCGCUAGGAUUUAUGACCGUGUCGCGCUACUGCGCUGCCGGUGGCAUGACCGUCGUCGGCAUUCCGUUCUACAGCAACAUGGGCGUGCAUUAUACGCUUACUAUCCUGGGCGCGAUCAGUGCGCUGAUGACGCCUGUGCCGUAUGUGUUUUAUCGCUAUGGGACUGUUAUUAGGGGCUGGAGUAAGUAUGCGGUUUAGGUUUAGGUUUAGGUUUAGGCGGUUGGGUCUGGUUGGGUCUGGUUGGGUCUGGUUGGGUCUGGUCUGGGGGGUAUUUUGUGUGGAGGUGGAGGUGGAGGUGGAGGUGGAGAUGGAGGAUGGGGUAAUGGGCGUUGGAGAGACAGACAGAGAGAAAGAGAAACAAACAAAAAAAUUACGGAUGUUAGAUGAGAUAUAGAUGAGACUUAGAUUUAGAUAUCUUUAGAUUAAAAUUAUGG